AAUUCUGUUUUGGAUAAUAUUGGUGCAAUUGUUGGACAAAAUGACUUGCUGUGGUAUUAAUUGCACUAAUAGAGCGUCCAAGGAGUCUCCACUUCAUUUUUUUCGGGAAGGACCUGAUUGGUGUCCAGAACCUGCUGAAGAAGUACCAGGCUCUGCAGGCUGAGAUCACAGGUCAUGAACCUCGCAUCAAGGCUGUCACCCAGAAAGGAGAGACCAUGGUGGAGGAAGGUAGAGCAGGUCUGGUCCUGACAUGUUUCUGAGGUGUCUGCAGGUUCUGGCUCACUUUGUUUGGGUCCAGGUCACUUCGCUGGUGAGGAAGUGAAGACUAAACUGUGGGAGCUUCAUGGACGUUGAGACACGCUGAAGGCCAAGGCGUCCCAGAGGAGGCAGGACCUGGAGGACUCUCUGCAGGCCCAGCAGUACUUUGCGGAUGCUAAAGAGGCCGAGUCCUGGAUGAGGGAGAAGGAGCCCAUCGUUGGAAGUCCAGACUACGGGAAAGACGAGGACUUGGCCGAGGCUCUCCUGAAGAAGCACGAGGCCCUGAUGUCGGACCUGUCGGCUUACGGCAGCAGCAUCCAGGCCCUGAAGGAGCAGGCCCAGUCCUGCAGGGACCUGAAGGCCAACGAGUCCCGCCUGAGGGACAUCAACAAGGUGGCAUCUGAACUGGAGUCAGAAGGUCUGAUGGCUGAGGAGGCUCCUAUGGUUCAGGCUCAGCAACAAGAACAUCUGGGUUCUGCUCCUGGAAAGGUGCAUGUUGUCCUCCGCCUCCACCAGAACCAGACGUGGUGUUUUUGUUACCACUCAUUUGUUUGUUUGUUUGUUUACAGGAUGAAGCCGACUCUAACACGGCGUCACCCUGGAAGACCGUACGGUUGGGCGUUCAGACGACGGCUAACUUUGAUUCCAUCAAGGUAAGAGGAAGCUCUUCACUUCCUGUCUGAGCGAUCCGUCUCCAGGUUUCCUCGUCCGGCGUCCAGCCCGCUGGCGUCCACCUUCAUCUCACCUUCAUCUCAUCUCACUUCAUUUAUAGUGCAAUACUUUCACAUUAUCAUUUUCCCACACUUCUGUAUACCUGUAUUUUGUUGUUUUUCAAUAAAGAAUGACAAAUUAUUUAAGUUUGGUUUUUGUUGCACACAAAUAUAUAUCUGUAAAAAAUAUCUACAAAGCUAAUGUUUACAUAACAAGUAUGAUUGGGUUUUGCAAUACGGCACUCAAGUUUAUUUUAGUAAGAUUUUCAAACCAAGUAAAGUUAGUAAAAAACACAUUUCUAUUGUCUGCUAAGAAACUGUUGGGAUUUAAAAUGGGCCUGUUGUACAAAGAACUUGUAAAUGAUUAUUCCUCACUUUUGUCUUAACCAAAGAAAUUCCAGUAAUUGAGCAAAAACAUUUAUUUUUAACACUACAUUUUAUAAAACAGUGCGCAAAGUGUCGGCACAUG
Nothobranchius furzeri (turquoise killifish) is the source of this 1437-nucleotide messenger RNA. NCBI's taxonomy places the organism in Eukaryota, Metazoa, Chordata, Actinopteri, Cyprinodontiformes, Nothobranchiidae. The record is from RefSeq and is a predicted model, not a curated record.